CUGAUAACAUUAGAAUUUUGCAAUAAUAAGUUUAUUUUGCUUGUCCUUUUGUAAAUCUGUAGAAAACAUUCCAAUUUUCAAGCGAACAAAAUUAAUCGUUUUUUAAAACCAAACUUUCGUUUUCUCCGGUCAAAAAUUUAUUCGUUCUUUGUAAUCUCUGGAAAACAGAUUCGUAUUCUCUCGUGAAAAAAAUUGUCAAAAUCUCUAGUGAAAUUUGUAGUUGCACUAUUUUUUGGCAUAUACGAGGGACUCGGGUGCAGCAUGGAAAGAAUGCUUAACCUGAAGAAGCCCGAGCAGGGAACUGGACUACAGGUUUUUCUGCGCCUGCGUCCCCCUCACAGACAAACCGUCAGCACAUCUUACACGGUUAACAAGGACGGAAACGAGCUCAUCACCAAAAGCGUGAAGUAUCGUUUAGAGAAACAUUUUGGUUUCACCUCCAUCUUUGACAGCUCGGUGGACCAGCGUGAGGUGUACGAGAGGUGCGUGGGCCCCCUUAUCGAUGCGGAAGAGGGUUUGACCAUUAUGAUGUAUGGAACCUCGGGUUCUGGAAAAACGUACACCUUGCUGGGCAACGAUGAGAGCAUCGGCAUUAUUCCCCGUGCCUUGAACCACCUAUUCACAAAUUGUCGUGACCGCAUUCAGCACAUUCCCAUAGUGAAGUUGAUCAGAGGCAACAUUACCGCUCUACAGGAUUAUGCUUCACAGAAGGAGCUUCAAGUUGGACAGAACGUUCUCGAUCAGUGCCCCGCAUUAGAUAGCACUACCUCUUUUGAGGACCUUGGCAAGGUUCGUGAAAAGAAGGAAGAUGGGGAUGAAGUUGUUUUUUUCUAUAUCUCCUUUAUGGAAAUUCACAACGAGGUGGUGUACGAUCUGCUAGCCAUGCCAUCCCAACGGUUCAGGAAAUUGAACGUCGUUUACAACAAAGGCGAGGUGUUCGUCGAAGGGCUGUCCAGUGUUUUUGUUACAAACGUGGAGGAUGCCCUGCGUCUGCUCCAACUGGGUCGGCAGCGUUCCACCUGCGCCGCCACACCGGUGAACGAUCGUUCCAGUCGGUCCCAUUGCGUUUUUACCUUAGACAUGCUAAAGUUCAACCGCUCCGGUUUUACCACUCGGGCCGCUUUUAAAUUCUGCGAUUUGGCCGGUUCAGAGCGUGUGCGUACCACGGACAGCACCGGUGAGCGCUUGGAGGAGACGAAGAACAUUAACACAUCGUUAAUGGUGCUGGGCCGUUGUCUUGACGCAGCCUGUAGCUUGAGUCAAGGGAGCAAACAUGUGGUUAUUCCCCAUCGGGAAUCUAAACUGACGUUGCUGCUCCAUGCUGCCCUGUUGGGCAAGGAGAAACUUAUUAUGAUGGUUGCUCUUCAACCGGUUGACAAUUUUUAUGAGGAGAACCAGAAUGUUCUCAACUUUGCAGCCAUAGCUAAAAACAUUGUGUUCCCUGAGGCGGUGACCAAGCAGCAAGUAGUUAGCAAUUGCACAGGCCCCUUGGAGCUUGCCAUAGUGCCAGUCGUCAGCAGGGAUGAGGUUCUUAAGCAAUUGGAAGAGGAGCACUUGCUUUUGGUAGAACGUGUAGCCAGUUUGAAAGCCCAGCAGGCGAUUCACUUGCAGGCGCUGAUGGAGUGUAAAGAGUUUUGCAAGAAAGAGCUGAUUUGCGCUUAUCUGGAAGUUCGUUUCGAGGCAGCCGCAUUAAGGCGGCAACUGGAAAGCGAAAUCAAUGCUCUGAUGAAAAGGUGUGAAAACCUAAUGAGGCAAAAUAACUCUAGCUCCGACCAGGAUAUUGAGUAAUUUGAUCGACUAGUUUGUGAAGUUUUAAAAUUGUAUGA
Messenger RNA from Drosophila serrata, 1826 nucleotides. RefSeq names its product kinesin-like protein subito. Gene Ontology annotation, biological process: microtubule-based movement. Gene Ontology annotation, molecular function: ATP binding; microtubule motor activity; ATP hydrolysis activity. NCBI's taxonomy places the organism in Eukaryota, Metazoa, Arthropoda, Insecta, Diptera, Drosophilidae. The record is from RefSeq and is a predicted model, not a curated record. Gene Ontology annotation, cellular component: kinesin complex; microtubule; nucleus.